Emiliania huxleyi CCMP1516 is the source of this 348-nucleotide messenger RNA. RefSeq lists its product as hypothetical. The record is from RefSeq and is a predicted model, not a curated record. The coding region runs from base 1 to 348 and encodes 115 amino acids. Lineage: Eukaryota; Haptophyta; Isochrysidales; Noelaerhabdaceae. The transcript is spliced from 2 exons.
AUGCGACCUGUGCUGGCCCACUUGGCGGCCUUCCCGGUCAGUGGUCCGCGGGAGGCGAACAUCAACUUGAUCGCGAACAACAUCGCGUCGUGGGCAAUCUUCAUCCCGCUGGCCUACCUCAUGCCCAUCCAAUGGGGGUGGGGACUGCCUGGCUUUUGGUGGUCCGACCUGGCCGGCGAAGUCUUCAAGGUGGUCGUCUUGGCGUGGGCAGUGAGCAGGGUCGACUGGGCCGAAGCCGCACGCGAGGCGCAGGCGAGGGCAGGCGUCGAGAGCGAGGCAUCCGCCCGCGGCGUCGCAUCGAUCAUCGCCAUGAGCCGUGCGAGCGUCAGAGCGAGCAAGGUUGACUAA